This is a messenger RNA of Terrapene triunguis (Three-toed box turtle), 1912 nucleotides long. It is a transcript of the gene RNF182, whose product is annotated as ring finger protein 182. The coding region runs from base 385 to 1122 and encodes 245 amino acids. NCBI's taxonomy places the organism in Eukaryota, Metazoa, Chordata, Testudines, Emydidae. The record is from RefSeq and is a predicted model, not a curated record. The transcript has 2 exons.
CCCGUGUCUCUAAGACCAUGAUUUUUAGUGUCUAGCAAAGUUAUGAAUUUAAGUUCCCAGGCUCAUCUUUUGAAAGCGUUGUGCCUGCUUCUGUUGAUGAUGAGGACUGAGAGGUCAGAUACAGAGUGAUCGUUUUGUGAAAAGUGUUCACAUACAGAAACUCCACAUUGUCUUGUUUACAUGGAUACAUGGCACAGAGUGAAGGACACACAGUACAAAGUCAUUGACAGAAGCUGAAAAUGAAUGAAGAUUACUGGUACUUGUGAUGAUGUUUUCCUGACUGAUAUGGGUGAUGUGAUAAUCUGAGAGGCGCCCUAGUAACAUCCUUAGUGAAGCAUUUAUUUUUUACUCCCAUCAUCAUACGUCUACAAACCAUUAGAAGAAAUGAUCAGUCAACUACCAGAGGAUACUGUGGAGUCCCAGGGUUUAGAUGAGCUUGAGUGCAAGAUCUGUUACAACCGCUAUAAUCAGAGACAGAGGAAACCAAAAGUGCUGGAGUGUUGUCACAGAGUAUGUGCCAAAUGCCUUUGCAAGAUCAUAGACUUCGGGGACUCUCCUCAGGGAGUCAUAGUGUGCCCAUUCUGUAGGUUUGAGACAUGCCUGCCUGAUGAUGAGGUUAGUAGUCUUCCUGACGACAACAACAUCCUUGUGAAUUUGGCUUGUGAGGGAAAGGGGAAGAAGUGCCUACCAGAUAAUCCUACAGAACUGUUGCUAACUCCCAAAAGGCUGGCAUCUCUUGUUAGCCCUUCUCAUGCUUCCUCCAACUGCCUGGUUAUAACCAUCAUGGAAGUGCAGAGAGAAAGCCCACAGACUCUGAACUCCACCCCGGUGGUGGAAUUCUACAGGCCCACGAGUUUUGACUCUGUUGCAACUGUAUCCCACAACUGGACAGUGUGGAACUGUACAUCCUUGCUCUUCCAGACCUCAAUUCGAGUGCUCAUUUGGUUGUUAGGUUUGCUAUACUUUAGUUCCUUGCCUUUAGGGAUCUACUUACUGGUAUCUAAGAAAGUCACCCUGGGGGUCGUUUUUGUCAGCCUUGUUCCUUCGAGCCUUGUUAUUCUCAUGGUUUAUGGCUUUUGCCAAUGUGUAUGCCAUGAGUUUCUGGACUGCAUGUCUUCUUGAUAACAAAUAUAGUCAAAUAAGAUACUGCCAUGUUUGUAGCAUAAUUUAUCUUCUCUGUUGUAUUCUUAUUUAUUAUUAUUAUUCAUCACACUAAACAGAAGCAGUAGCCACAAUUUUAUGGUCCAUUUAUUUUGUUUUUUAAUUUUGCUUUGAUAUUUAUUGUGCUUUGUUCUACUUGUUCACUAUACUAACCAAUGGAAAUGAAAUUUACAUGUCAAUUUUUAAGGUUAAGCUAUAGGAAAAAAAGCAAAAUUGCCUAACCUGAUGCUGCUGCCCUUAUUCAGAUAAGUAGCACUGGUCUUCAACUGGAUUAGUCACAUGAGUCAGAGAAGCAGGACCAGGCCCUUGGAAGACAUUGGAACAUUAGGCAUUCACCCAGGCAAAGCCCAUAUUAUGUUCUGUUUUGUCAUGUGUUAUGUCUGUUAGUGAAUUAAGUCUCUUUGUUGUUUAUUAUAAGAACAAGACAAGAUACCAUAGGUUCCACCAGCCUUUGCUAUAGCACAAAUCUUUGUUGGAGAUAAUUGGUUACUGACUUCCCUUUCUCCACUUAAAAGACAGUAGCACCCUGGGAUGGGGAGAGUCCAGAUGUCUUCUUGUCUUAGUAGAAAAAUCUCUUGCGUACAUUUCCCCCCAUACACCCACCAUGCAUGCACUUCUCCUUAUGCUUGCAGCUCCCCUUGAGACUCCACCCCCAGACGCAACCACGCAUACUCACUCCCCAGGACCGGCUCCAGGCACCAGACGAGAAAGCACGUGCCUGGGGCGGCACAUUGUAAGGGGUGGCAUUCCA